This is a messenger RNA of Lactuca saligna, 2319 nucleotides long. Lineage: Eukaryota; Viridiplantae; Streptophyta; Magnoliopsida; Asterales; Asteraceae. The record is from the annotation of a GenBank genome assembly.
UACCCGGUUCAAUUUGGUUCGGUUAAGCCGUCAACAUUGCUUGUCCGGUGGAAGUCCUAGUUUUACACACAAAUCGCCAAUUUGGUAUUAGGAAUUCAGGAUCCGGUUGAACGGAUCAGAACCCGGUUUCUCAAGUUUGUUGAAAAGAGCAAUGGGCCUUUGCGGGCUCACCGGAAACUUCAAACCCGAUACAAGUUUGGUCAGAAUUCUCGAUCGCUUGUGACAAAAUCCACAAUCCCCUUCGGAUAAUCGUUAUCUAUAGUAGCUAUACCUGCAGGCUGGUCUGUAGAUGAUGAAAAUGGCGACCCUCGCCGGAAUCGGGAUCGGCUGUGGGACUCGAGUGGUCAUCCCGGAAGUUUUCCCUCAAUCAAAGCUCAUACUCCGUCCUUCUUUGUUACAAACCCGUAAAACCAGCAACACUUUUAUCAGCAUCUCCCUUGUUCCAAAACGAACUUUCUCAAUCUCCGCGUCAGUUUCAGACGAUAGCAAUAGCUUCAACGACCGACAAGUCCGCGUCCGUUUCGCCCCUUCCCCCACCGGUAAUCUUCACGUCGGUGGCGCCAGAACUGCUCUUUUCAACUACCUUUACGCUAGGUCUAAAGGCGGGAAGUUUGUACUGAGAAUAGAGGACACGGACCUGGAGAGAUCAACCAAGGAAUCGGAGGAAGCUGUGUUGCGAGACCUCUCGUGGCUGGGCCUUGCUUGGGAUGAAGGCCCUGGAGUUGGUGGUGAUUAUGGUCCAUAUAGGCAAUCAGAAAGGAAUGAUUUGUACAAACAAUACGCUGAGAAGCUUCUACAAUCUGGUGAAGUUUAUCGUUGCUUUUGCUCAAAUGAGGAACUUGAACAAAUGAAAGAAAUUGCAAAGGAAAAACAACUACCUCCUGUAUACAGUGGAAAGUGGGCCCAUGCUACAGAUGAAGAAGUUCAACAAGAGUUAUCAAAAGGAACUCCAUAUACUUACAGAUUCCGUGUCCCUAAAGAAGGGAGUUUAACAAUUAACGACUUGAUUAGAGGAGAGGUUAGCUGGAAUCUAGACACACUUGGUGAUUUUGUGAUUAUGAGAAGUAAUGGACAACCAGUUUAUAAUUUUUGUGUCACUGUUGAUGAUGCCACCAUGGCAAUAACACAUGUUAUAAGGGCAGAAGAACACUUACCUAAUACACUAAGGCAAGCAUUGAUAUAUAAGGCUUUAGGGUUUCCAAUGCCUUCUUUUGCACACGUGUCAUUGAUUCUUGCCCCUGAUCGAAGCAAACUGUCGAAAAGACAUGGUGCAACUUCAGUAGGACAGUAUAGGGAAAUGGGGUAUUUACCUCAGUCAAUUGUGAAUUAUUUAGCAUUGUUGGGUUGGAGUGAUGGGACUAAUGAUGAAUUUUUUACCCUUGAGCAACUAGUUGAAAAAUUCUCGAUUAAUCGUGUCAACAAAAGUGGAGCCAUAUUUGAUUCAACCAAAUUGAGAUGGAUGAAUGGGUUGCAUUUAAAAGCUCUUCCCAUGGAAGAGCUGAUAAAGACAGUUGGUGAUCAAUGGAAGAGCUCUGGCAUCCUUAAGGAAUCAGAAGGAAUCUUUAUAGAAGAUGCUUAUAAGCUUCUAGAAGGUGGGAUUGAUGUGAUAACAGAUGCAGAAAAGUUACUUUCUGAUUUACUAUCGUAUCCAUUUCAUGAUACUCUAUCAAGUUCUGAAGGUAGAGAGAUGUUGGAAGAAGGGCUUAUAGUGGUUGCAGAAAGCUUGUUAGCUGCAUAUGAUAAUGGGGAGUUUAUGAGUGCACUUGAAGAAGGAAAAUCCGGGUGGCAGAAAUGGGUGAAAGCUUUUGGCAAAUCAUUAAAACGAAAGGGGAAAUCGCUGUUCAUGCCUUUGAGAGUUUUGCUGACUGGAAAGCUGCAUGGGCCUGACAUGGGAGAGAGUAUAGUUUUGAUUCAUAGAGCUGGGACCAAUGGGAUUGUGACACCUCAGCUUGGGUUUGUUACACUGGAACAACGCUUGAAAUCAUUGAGAGAAGUUGAUUGGGAAGCCUUUAGAAAGAUUCCUAAUCAUGUGCCUCUAAAAGAAGCUGCUCAUAGAUAAUAGCUUUCUGGACGUGUAUGUCAUCAUAUCAUAUCCUCCAACUACAACCAUUAUGCUGCUAUUGUUAACUAGAUGUUCAGACAUACAAGAACUUGUAAAUGCCUUCAAAAAAUUACUGGAGAAAAUGGAAAUCAUGUUUGUUUUCUAAAAUUAAUUAAAGGUCUUCUGGUAUGAAAAAAUGUUGUUUGUAUAUGAUUAGAUAAAAUUUGAGAAAAAUAACUUUAAACUUGAGGAAGUAGAAGUAAAAGGUUGAAUGCAAG